CUCGCUCGCCGCCCUUCACUUCCCUCUGCCUUAGUUUUCUUGCGACAGAUACUCUUGCCCGUAGUUUUUGCUCUCUUAAAAACCGACGCAUUCUCUCUUUCUGUCGCCGGCGACUAAAACAGACUACUCUGUGUUUCGGUUUUGGAAUGGCGAUCGAAAAUCAAGAAACCACUGUCCGGGAAAUCAAGCCGAAGAACAGGAGAAUCAUGGGAGCUGGUGGUCCUGAGGACGAGGACAAUCGGUGGCCGCCAUGGUUGAAGCCCCUGCUGAGAGAGCAUUUCUUUGUCCAAUGCAAGCUACAUGCCGAUUCUCACAAGAGCGAAUGCAAUAUGUACUGUUUGGAUUGUAUGGAUGGAGCUCUCUGUUCUCUCUGCCUCGCUCAUCACAAGGAUCAUCGCGCUAUUCAGAUAAGGAGGUCUUCAUACCAUGAUGUGAUCAGGGUAUCUGAAAUCCAGAAGGUGCUGGAUAUAUCUGGUGUCCAGACAUAUGUCAUUAACAGCGCCAAGGUGGUCUUCUUGAAUGAGAGACCGCAGCCUAGGCCUGGGAAAGGUGUCACAAAUACCUGUGAGGUCUGUGACCGCAGCCUUGUGGAUUCCUUCCGCUUCUGCUCUCUUGGAUGCAAGAUUGCUGGGACAUCAAAGGGUUUCCAAAAGAAGAAGCACCGGCUCGCCAUGGCAUCAGAUUCUGAGGAUUCAUACAGCAGCAGCAUCCAUGGCAAGGUGAAAAACAACAACAAAGAAAACAACAACAGCAACAAAAUGCAGAGCUUCAGUCCCUCAACACCCCCUCCAACCCCAGCAAAUUACCGAAGUGCCAAGCGUAGAAAGGGAAUUCCCCACAGAGCCCCCAUGGGAGGACUAAUCAUAGAAUAUUAGUGAGCAAAUAGUGUCUUUUAUGUUUUAUCAUAGAAUAUACACAAAGUAGCUGUCGCAACAAUGCCUCCUUUCCUUGACCCAGAAAAGAAGGGUUGGCUGUGUUACAUCCUCCAAGUUUUUAGUAUUGUAAAUAUAGAUGAAAAAUAAAAAAAUGGAAAAGUGGGGAAUAGUCCAAAAGGUAAAGGCCUUGAUGGCAAUAAGGUGUUAGUUCUAAAAUAUAUAGGAGCGUUGUUCUAGUUUUGUAACGGUGUACUAAGUUUUGCAAAGAUGUAAAUAGUGUUUGAAUGGUUAAGAGGAAGUAGUGGAAUGAAUGUUUAUGAAUAUGGAAUGAAAAUAAAGGGUGUUU
Molecule: messenger RNA, 1221 nt
Organism: Rubroshorea leprosula
Lineage: Eukaryota; Viridiplantae; Streptophyta; Magnoliopsida; Malvales; Dipterocarpaceae
Source: the annotation of a GenBank genome assembly